AUGACACACACACUAACUGAGGAAGACGGUACGAGCAGUGGUGAAAAUGCGGUAUCCGCUGAGAACCGCCGUCCUGGCCCGCAAUCGACGUCAACCCCUACUCAGAAUUACCAGCAACACGUGGAAAAACCGCCUCCAUUGAAUCCCCGGGCUGCCCAACCGCAUUAUCACGGAAGAGGCCACCGGGACCCGUCUGCUGCAGUGAGACCCGAUUCGUCCCUGGCUCGUGGCACCCAGCUUCAGUUGUCGAUGCCGGAGCGGAGCCACAAUGCGCCGCCCAAUGUGGUGCACGUGAGGUCUCAGUCACACUCGAACCCGCCGCCUCAUAAGACGCCGACCGACCAUCACAUGCAGAAUGGACACGACGCUGAUACUCACAGUCCGACGCCGCCGGCGAUUUCCCCGAUCAAGGCGCCGAAGGACAAGAAGAAGGGCAGCUUCUUCAAGGGACUUGGAACCAUGUUCAGUAUAAAGGAAAGUCCAGCAAAUGUGUCAGAUUAUGGCGAAAUUCAUUGGUGGGUGAUUCGGCAAACAUCGAUUCUAAUGAAGAAUCAGCAGAAUCUUCAGAAUGGCAUUCCUCCUCCGCCCAUGAGAACCCAAAGCCGCCAAGCUGCUGGAAAUCACGUGGAAAACCCAAAACGUGUUGACAUGAAUGGAGACUACUUGGCGAACUGUACUCCCGCCGGUAAUUACGAGGACAUGUCACGACCAGGAUGUCGUUCUGGCUUCGUUGAUCCGUCCAGGUACUCCCAUUAUGAAAACUAUUCGGAAAUCCAGCAGCAUUUAAGUGGGCGCAUCAUUGUCGAAAAAGAGCCAACUCCUGCCCCGACGGCGGCGGAGUACGUUCCGAUGACGAGCGAUUCGCCGUCAAUGACGGACGCUCUCCGCAAAAGCUAUCGAGGCUCGACCAAGAAGAAAGUAAAGCCGCAGCCUCCGCGGCCCAAGAGUAGUCAGUUUUACGUGGAGCUUUCUGCCUGGGAAUCCCUUGUGGAGUCGUCACCGACAUCGACGAUGUCGCCGUUGGAUAACGCCUGUAAAUACGAGUUUAACCGGACUAGGAGUUGUAACGGGACUGUGUUGUCCGGUGGUGCUGGUGGGCCUAAGCGCUUCCCGUCGCCUGUCGUGGUGGAUUGUGCGAAUAAUAAUCCUCGUGAGAUUCGAAGGUACGGGCUUACGUUCUCCUGUCUCCACGCUUUCCUCCUUUUUUCCUCCUCGUUGUUGUCUCUCGCUGCCACCAGUUCCAUCGACGACGUUGAGGUGGUGGUCAUCGAAGCGAAUGUUCUGGUCAAAGCUGUUAGGCAGGCAAGAAAGACCCGACAGAGUGUCUAUAAUUAUGUUUGA
Molecule: messenger RNA, 1341 nt
Organism: Notodromas monacha
Lineage: Eukaryota; Metazoa; Arthropoda; Ostracoda; Podocopida; Cyprididae
Source: the annotation of a GenBank genome assembly